CCUUCCUUCCUUCCUUUUGUAUACCUCGCGCUCGCUCGUUUGCUAAUAAAACUGAUGCUUCCAUUUAUUUCCUUAAUUUUGUCUCCCUAUAUAUUCUUUCUUUGAUUCGAGUUGUGGAGAGUAAGGGAAAGAAAAAAAAAACUAGGGUUAGCACAAUGCGGGUUUUUUCGUUUUACGAAAGAGCCGCCAGGGCUUUUCGGGACCACCCUUCGUUGUCUAAGGUUCUUGUCGUCUGCACUGUCAGUGGAGGGGGUCUUGCAGCCUUUUCUGAUUCCAAACCGUUCCAAAUUGCACAUGCUGAUGCUGGUCAAGGUGAUUGCAAGAAAAAGAAAGUGGUGGUACUUGGAACUGGGUGGGCUACCACCAGUUUCUUGAAGAACUUGAAUAAUCCCAACUAUGAUGUUCAGGUUGUGUCGCCUCGCAAUUAUUUUGCAUUCACUCCUUUGUUACCUAGUGUGACAAAUGGAACAGUGGAGGCACGCAGCAUUGUUGAACCAAUACGCACGAUUGUGAGGAAGAAACCUUAUGUUAAAUUUGAGGAGGCCGAAUGCUAUAAGAUUGAUGAGAAAGCCAAGAAAGUAUAUUGUCGAUCUAGCCAAGACACAAAUUUGGCAGGACAAGAAGAAUUUACUUUAGAUUAUGAUAUCUUGGUGGUGGCAAUUGGAGCUCGUCCAAAUACAUUCAACACUCCUGGUGUGGAGGAACAUGCUCACUUCUUGAAGGAAGUCGAGGAUGCUCAGAAACUUCGAAGGUCAGUAAUUGAUUGCUUCGAAAGAGCAAGCCUUCCUAGUGUAAGUGAAGAGGAGAAGAAAAAGAUUUUGCAUUUUGUAGUUGUUGGUGGGGGUCCAACUGGUGUGGAGUUUGCUGCUGAGAUUCAUGACUUUGCAACCGAGGAUAUAGCUAAAUUAUAUCCUACAGUAAAGGACUUCGUACAAAUUACACUUCUUGAGGCAGGAGAUCAUAUUUUGAACAUGUUUGACAAGAGAAUAACAGCAUUUGCUGAAGAAAAGUUCCAAAGAGAUGGUAUUAAUGUGAAAACUGGUUCAAUGGUCGUUAAAUUGUCCGAUACAGGAAUAUCCACCAAGGAAAGAACAACCGGUGAAGUUUCAACUAUUCCAUAUGGAAUGGUUUUGUGGUCAACUGGUAUUGGUACUCGACCUGUAAUUAUGAAUUUCAUGAAGCAAAUUGGCCAGGCUAACAGGCGUGUCUUAGCAACUGAUGAAUGGCUAAGGGUUGAAAAUUGCGAUAAUGUAUAUGCUCUUGGUGAUUGUGCCACAAUAAAUCAACGCAAAGUUAUGGCAGAUAUAUCGGCAAUAUUCAGGAAAGCUGACAAGAAUGAUACUGGCAAAUUAAAUCUCAAAGAAUUUCAUGAAGUUAUGGGUGACAUCUGCGAGAGGUACCCUCAAGUGGAUAUUUAUUUGAAGAAAAAUAAGAUGAAGAGUAUAGCUGAUUUGCUGAAGAAGGCUCAAGAUCCUAAUAGUCAAUCCAUUGAGAUAGACAUUGAAAAGUUCAAAAAGGCUCUUGCUGAAGUGGAUUCUCAGAUGAAAAAUCUUCCUGCAACAGCUCAGGUCGCUGCUCAACAAGGUGAAUACCUUGCAAAAUGUUUCAACCGUAUGGAGCAGUGUGAGAUGUUUCCAGAAGGUCCUCUUAGAAUGAGAGGAGAAGGCCGCCACCGGUUUCAUCCCUUUAGGUAUAGGCAUUUGGGGCAGUUUGCUCCCCUGGGAGGAGAACAAACCGCAGCUGAACUAUAUGAUUGGGUUUUUUAUGGUUAUAGUUCUCAGUGGUUAUGGUAUUCAGUCUAUGCAAGCAAGCUAAUCAGCUGGCGCACAAGGGUGCUGGUUGUCUCUGAUUGGAUCAGAAGAUUCAUCUUUGGAAGGGACUCCAGUCGCAUUUGAGAUGGGAAGGCAGCACAGUACGUGACAUAAGAAGAAAUAAAGGAGAAAAUUAAUAGCCAUUGCUUUUGUCAAAAUUUUCAGCUCAGCAUCGAGGUUUUGUUCGAAUGGUUUUGGUUUUGUUCCAAUCUUACUGUUGAAUGGUUUUAAUGUGUGAUUAAGCACGUCACUACUUCAUAACAAGCUUGUAAACUUGAGUUUUUCUCAUUAAGCUUACACUAAUUCUCAACCGCCAUGUAGAGACUGCAACUGAAGUUGGUACUGUCAUUGGCUUUUUGAGAUUGGUUGUGGACAAGUUUAUAAUAAAGUCAUUGUAUUUGGGA
Messenger RNA from Tripterygium wilfordii, 2215 nucleotides. Its product is annotated as external alternative NAD(P)H-ubiquinone oxidoreductase B4, mitochondrial-like. Lineage: Eukaryota; Viridiplantae; Streptophyta; Magnoliopsida; Celastrales; Celastraceae. Gene Ontology annotation, molecular function: calcium ion binding; NADH dehydrogenase activity. The transcript has 10 exons. The record is from RefSeq and is a predicted model, not a curated record. Bases 156 to 1895 code for a protein of 579 amino acids.